Messenger RNA from Colius striatus (speckled mousebird), 1582 nucleotides. It is a transcript of the gene GPR160, whose product is annotated as G protein-coupled receptor 160. The record is from RefSeq and is a predicted model, not a curated record. The transcript is spliced from 3 exons. Gene Ontology annotation, cellular component: plasma membrane; signaling receptor complex. The coding region runs from base 270 to 1286 and encodes 338 amino acids. Lineage: Eukaryota; Metazoa; Chordata; Aves; Coliiformes; Coliidae.
ACGUCUAGCCCAGCCCGGCCCUUGCCUACCCCAGCCCGCCGAGGUCCCCGUGCGAUGGGGAGGGGCGGAGACGGCCGCCGCCUGAGCGGCCGCGGCGCGGCACAAGCCGAGAAGCAGCGCGGCGGGGCGGCGGCUGGAGCAGGAAUUAACACACAGAAAAGAGUCAUCAUAAGGAAACUGAGCGACAAUGAAGAGGAAAACCAGCCGUUCUGAGAUAUGAAGCAGUGUGCCUGGUGAUAACUUCUUUUGUCGUUUCUCACCAUUGGAGAAUGGCUGCUAUACGCUGUGAAAAUUGCUGUGGUCAGUACCACAACUCCCAGGUCAGCCAACCUCCUGACAUCAGCUGGAUGUUGCUCCUGAUCAUGCUUGGAAAAGUGUUUCUUGAUUUCUUCAUGCUGCAAGUUAAGCAAAAGAACGUGAAAGUGAGUUUCAUGCACUACUUCUGCGUUUCGCUGGCACUUCUCGACGUUACGCUGCUGCUGAGUAUAUCUUUCAUUUUCUGUUUUGAGGACUUUGCACUCUGGGGUGUGCGAUUCACAACGUACCACAUCUGCCUGUUCACUCAGGUGAUUUCUCUUACCUAUGGUAUUUUACAUUACCCGGUGUAUCUUGUGGCUGGUCUGGAUUAUUACAUGACUGUAACCCAAACUUCUCGGUUCCCUCCGAGAGGUCAAAGAUUACUUUAUGGAUGUGCCGUGGUUGUCAUAUGGAUUUGGGGUUUUUUUUGUAUCCUCAAAGUUCCUACUAUCUAUGAAGAACUAGAACUUCAGGGCCGUGUUUCUCGUUCCCAAUGCCCUCUGUCUGCCAGCAUGCAGAGCUACUCCAUCUCCUGUGCCAUGGUGCUGCUCCUGGGCAUGGCUCUCCUGGCAUGUCGCAGGGAAGUUCUGAGCAUGCUGUGCUCCGUCAGGGUGGUUUCCUUUGCCAGUCAGCCUGUUCUGAUGUUCUCCCAUGUGUCUAACAAUGGCACUUGCUUCAAGUGGCAGCUCCUGACCAGGCUCCUCAUCUGUUUUCUUGGCACUUGGGCACCUUUUGUUGUUCUUCAGAUCAUCGUGUUGUUUCUGGGUGCUCGGAUUCCAGCCUACGUGGAGAUGAACGUGCCCUGGCUGUAUUUCAUCAACAGCUUUCUCAUCGCCUUAGCGUACUGGUGUCGAUGCCAGGAUGUUGAAUUGACAGAGGAGACCUGGUCUACAGAUCCAUUUGUCAGCUGGAAAUUCUGCUUUGUGCCAUUUAACAAUGAAAACACAGAGGCAGCUGAUAAGCAGGGCACAGCAAUCGUCAUCUGUUAAUGAGCUGCUGACUGAAAAGGCUGCAAACAAGUGCUGUGUGUCAGAAGUGCUUACUUCCAUGUUCUGUGGCCCUGUCUGUGUGGAUAAUGCAAAGAAACAUCUCCAGAGCCACAAACUAUGAAAAGAGAGUCCAGCCAUCUACGACUAGUGCAAUGAAUAUUGCAGCAGAGGGCGGGACUCUGCCAGCAGGCACCUGCCACCUCAGAGGAUUUCACUAAAAGAGAAAAAUUUCACUUAGAGAAAACAAGUUUUCAGUUCAACCUUACAACUAGAAUUUUACACUUGCUUUAAAGGGG